AUGUCUUUUCUCAGGUGUCUGACUCUAAGGGUGUGCUGGUCCUGUCCAAGUUCGACAGCUUUCUGAGGGAGACCCUGAAGCUGCCCACUGCGGUACAUGAAGGUCCAUCCUUUGGCUCCGCCCACGCUGUGGCACGCUCCUGUUUCCCACAGCAGAAGAGGGUGAUGCUCAACAUGUUCCUGGACAUCGAAGCUGAACCUCCUGAGUGUCUCAUCUGGCUGCCUCUGAUGCACCGCAUGGCCAGUGUGGAGCAUGUUCAUCAUCCAGUGACGUGCUCCUUCUGCCGCAGUGACGGCAUGACCGGCUUUCGUUACCGCUGCCUCCGCUGCCGUGGGUACCAGCUGUGCCAGGAUUGUUUCUGGCAUGGCAAUGCCAGUGGUUCCCAUAAUAACCAGCACCAGAUGAAGGAGCACUCGUACUGGAAAUCAUCUGCAAAGAAGUUUGGCCUAGCUUUGAGCCGAACUCUGGGCUGCGUGUCAUCCAGGGAGCCCCAGCACCCGGUUUACUCUGAGGAACCUGAGAGGACCCUUAACCUGGCCAACAUAGUCCCCUCCAGACCGUUUGGGAGCACCAGUGACACCAUGUUGUUGUCCUCACCUGCACUGGAGUCCUGCAAAAGUUUGUGUGCGGCUCAGCGAAUGAACGAGGAGCACGCUCUGAUCGCAGCGUAUGUGAACCGACUGCAGAGCAGCCCGAGUGGUUUGGACGUUCCCAGCAGACAAGAUGAAGAGCACAAACUGAUCGCUCGUUACACGUCCCGGCUGGCUGAGAGCGAGAGCUCAGGAGUGAUCCCCACACGGAGCAUCAACUUCGAUGUGAACAAACACAAGAGGGAGCUCAUUGCUCAGAUGGAGAGCAAAAACAGAAAGAUCCUGGCAGAGAUCAAACGUCUGCGGAUGGAGCACGACGCCGUGUGUCAGAUGGGUCCAGAGAGGGCCAGCGUGAACCCAGCUCUGCUGGCUGAGCUCCGUCAGCUCAGACAGAGGAAAGAGGAACUGGAGCAGAGGAUGUCCUCCCUGCAGGAGAGCAGGAGAGAGCUGAUGGUCCAGCUGGAGGGACUCAUGAAGCUGCUGAAGGACGAGGAGCAGCGACAGGCAGCACCAGCAGCUGGCUCAGCUUCCACCUCUCCAUCUCGUCUGAGACCACCAGCUGUCCACUCCACGGGGGCCACGCCUCCUCAGGCUCACACCUAUUUCCCUCAAGACUCCCUGGCUGGAGUGGGCGGUGACGUCCAGGAGGCCUUCUCUCAAGGCCCAAGAAGAAACCUGAGGAACGACCUGCUGGUAGCAGCAGACUCCAUCACCAACACCGUGUCCUCACUGGUCAAAGAGCUGCACUCUGAUGAAGGUCGAGAGGAGGAGGAGAGGCUGCUGAACGGGAAGGAUAGAGCAGGUUAAAAUGCUGACAGAAGAUAAAAAAACAACUGAUGGAUCGUCACGGCCAAAGAUGCUGUCGGACCUGAAACCUGUCCUCCAGUUUUCCUCGUUAACCAGCAGAAGGAUCAAUCAACCAAUCACAGGACACCAAACAACCGUUGGGUCUCUACUGAUGUAUAGCUGUGAUUCUGUGUGUUACUGUUGUGUUGUUGUUGAUUUAAUCGUUCAUAACCAAACGAAGGAUCUGAAACCUACUGAUUUGUACUGUAGUGUGUGUGUGUGUGUGUGUGUGUGUGUGUGUGUGUGUGUGUG
This is a messenger RNA of Austrofundulus limnaeus, 1688 nucleotides long. Its product is annotated as dystrobrevin beta. The record is from RefSeq and is a predicted model, not a curated record. Gene Ontology annotation, molecular function: zinc ion binding. Lineage: Eukaryota; Metazoa; Chordata; Actinopteri; Cyprinodontiformes; Rivulidae. Gene Ontology annotation, biological process: synaptic signaling. Gene Ontology annotation, cellular component: plasma membrane; synapse.